This is a messenger RNA of Harpegnathos saltator (Jerdon's jumping ant), 2959 nucleotides long. Its product is annotated as pancreatic triacylglycerol lipase. The coding region runs from base 1926 to 2882 and encodes 318 amino acids. Gene Ontology annotation, biological process: lipid catabolic process. Gene Ontology annotation, molecular function: serine hydrolase activity; lipase activity. The transcript has 8 exons. NCBI's taxonomy places the organism in Eukaryota, Metazoa, Arthropoda, Insecta, Hymenoptera, Formicidae. The record is from RefSeq and is a predicted model, not a curated record.
AGAGAGAGCGAUGGUUCUCGUUUUGGAAUGAGUUUGGACCUUGGAACAUCCGGAGCGAGGCUGAGGCUACAAACACUACCGACGGUUUAUCCUGUUUACCAAUCUGUUUAAUGACGUUACGGCCACGGUGUAAUUUUGCGAACGUCGAAACUACUCUCGGAUUGAAACAGACGCGAGACAAAGACGCAAGAUACGGAACACGGAUAAGAAACCGAGCUCGCUCCGUGCUUCGUACAAACCAAAGAGCCAGUUAAUAUUCCGGAGAAGCUACGCGACCUAACCAAGCAAUUUCCAGUUGAGCAAUAAAUAACAAAUUAGAUUCGAGGCGUAACAGUCCGGUCUAUUAUUUUUCAUCUCGCGAACCUUCGCCGAGAAUCGGCGAGCGACUUCCGCGCGACUUCUUGAUUGGGAAAUAUUUUCCCACUUAUUCGCGCAAACAUCUCUAAGUGAGCCGUUGUAAACACUUGAUAACGUAACUUUGAACAUAAACUUUUGCGUAAUCUCGCGAUACACCUGUUGGAUCAAAGUUUACCGGUAAUUAUAGCAGCUGUCGUAGCAUCGGCCGGAGGUAUUCGUCCGUUAUCUCGAAACCUACUGAGUUUAGACGUUACUCAAAGACGAGGAUGGAGGAACUGAAAAUAUCGGGGGAUAAAUUAAUCAAAGAUUAAUUUAUAGGAAUCGAUAUGUCUUAUCGGACACCGUGCGAAAGAGGAAUUCUCCGAAUAGAGACGGAACGCGCGGUAAUACUUCUUUCUCCUCUCUUCCCCGGAAAUGGAACGCUUUCCAUUCGUUUAUUUUGCUUCGUUGGUUUCUCGGAAGUUUAGCUCCACGAAAUUGUGCACGUUGCUCCUUCUCUUCUUCUCUUCUUUUUUCAACAGCGUUGCGUGAAUCGUAUUUAUCCCAAGCGGAUUUCGCGACUAAUGCGCGCCUGGCUGCUUUUUGCAGGCUCGAAAUAUGUCGCGUUACUUAAUCGCGGAACCGCUGGGAUACAUUAUGGAACCCGUAAUGGAUAAUUCGAUUAAGUCGACGGACUAGUGGCAAGUUAUGAUUCGUUUAGCAUCGACCCGCUGCUGCAACGGCCAGCGGCGACGAAAGUUAAGGCUUGUUUCAGUCCCGCGCGAAACUACUUUCCCCGAGAAACAUCGUGACGAAAACGCGACCGUUGUUUUGGGCGUGGAAACUCGGCGUGGAAACUCGCAGAUUAAGGCGCGAAAAAGUGUAGCAGCGCCUCACGUCCUUCACGCCUUCUUCCUUCCUUUUUCUCUUUUUGACAAACAGUUGAAACUUCCCGUUAAAUCUGCUGGACGUUAAAAGAGUGUAAACUCCGAAAAUCUAACAUUCUGUUCUCUCGCAAAGAGAAAAAGUUUCCUCUACAAAGUCACGCUAGGGAAAAAUCACCCCUGGAUGAAACUCGUUCAAAUUUCGAAAGAGAAUUCGGUAAUACGCUGUGUAAAUGAACAUUCUUUGUUUUCGCGAAAAAAGUUUCCGAAGGAGAAAAAAAUUACACGAAAGUUUCUUUUCGGUGAUUUGAUCUCUCGAAGUCACUUGUGAACAUUGAGCGGUACGCCUAAGACAUUAUUUAAUGUUAGAUUUCAAAGUAAAUCCGAAAGAUAUCGUCGGAUAAAGCAAUGCACUGAUAUAGUGAACAUUUCGUCAUUAGAUAUACUUUGUGGCCAAACUGGUGCUGGAAUGUUAAGAAUUAUUUCCAGGAUUAUCUUUAGAACGAUUGCGAUCAUAAGUAAAAAUCUCCCAGCUCGUUAAUCCUCUCCACGAGUAAUUGACGCAUGACGAAUUAAUUACACCUAUCAAUCUAUAUCACUUAUCGAUUGCAACGGACAAGCGUUCGUCGUCAGCAAACUAUAAAAGAAACCACCGACGUGAAGACCAAACCAAAAUCAUCUACGACAUUCCACAAAUUCUCAGAAAUGGCAGCUGUGCCGACGAUUGCGUUAGUUUAUCCGCCUCUCUUGGCGUUAUUAACCACGAGCAACGAGAACUACACGAUCUUCGCAAAUGACCAUGGAGUCGCAUACGCGAUUGACAUCAGCGAACCAACACUGAAUGAAACCGAAAUCGCGGAGAUGGCGGACGCUGUAGCGAAGACUGCUUUCUUCUUGUACACUCGGAAGAACCCGAGACAGGGGCAAGUGUUGCUCCUCGACGACUUGGACAACAUAAGGAACAGUUUCUGGGAUUCAAAACGUCCCACUCGUCUGAUCACCCACGGCUGGCACGGAAAUAUCGACAGCGUCGUCUGCACCCUCGUACGAGAUGCAUAUCUCAAGGCUGGCGAUUACAAUGUCAUCCUGAUCGACUGGCAGAAGGCGGCCAGUUAUUUAAUAUAUUGGAAAUCCGCGAGUAGCGUGCCGCAAGUGGCAAGUCGGGCGGCCCUUAUGUUGAACUUUUUGGAGGAGAACGCAGGUCUGAAUCCGGAUACAACCAAGCUGAUCGGACACUCCUUGGGAGCGCACAUCUCUGGCCUGGCCGCUCGCUUCGCGAACAGCGAGAUCAACGAAGUACUCGCUCUAGACCCUGCGAAACCCUCGUUCUCCGGGAAGAACCCGGGCUCCAGGGUGGACAAGACGGACGCGUUUCGAGUCCAAGUGAUACAUACGAGCGUGGGUGUCCUAGGCAUGAAGGAGGCGAUCGGCACUGCCGAUUUCUACCCGAACGGCGGCGGAAAGCAGCCGGGAUGCAGCCUGUGGGACUUGAUCGGUGUGUGCGCGCACUCGAGGUCUUACAUGUACUACGCCGAAUCCAUCGUGAAUCCGAAAGGUUUCCGCGCCGACGACGUGUUCAUGGGAGGACCGAUUCUCGAUGCAAAGGCGAAAGGAGAGUACGUUCUGGAGACCGCCAGCGAGUCACCGUUCGCGCUUGGAUAAUGAUCUACUCGUUUUAUAAUUAUUAUUUUGGUACAAAUUUUACGAUAUGAUAUUAAAGAUGACUUUCUUAAAACCUU